AUGAUGUGGCGCGUGGCAGCGGCGCUGGUGGUGGUGGUGGCGGGCUGCGCGGCGUUGCAGCAGCCACGCUGCGAGGAGAUCACCAUACCCAUGUGCCGUGGCAUCGGCUACAACCUGACCUCGUUCCCCAACGCGCUUGACCAUGACACGCAAGAGGAGGCAGGCCUCGAGGUGCACCAGUACUGGCCGCUGGUGGAGAUCAAGUGCUCCGCGGACCUGAAGUUCUUCCUGUGCUCCGUGUACACGCCCAUCUGCAUCGAGGACUACGCCAAGCCGCUGCCCGCGUGCCGCAGCGUGUGCGAGCGCGCGCGCGCCGGCUGCGCGCCCCUCAUGCAGAAGUACGGCUUCCAGUGGCCGGAGCGCAUGGCGUGCGAGCGGCUGCCGCGCAUGGGCGAGCCCGAGCAGCUGUGCAUGGACGAGAACGAGCGCGCGCAGGAGCCCGAGCCGCCGCGGGCGCCGCCGCCGCGCCGGCCGCCCCGCCCCUGCAAGGACCCAAAAAACUGCGAGGGCGGGGCGGCUGCGGCGGGCGGGGGCGCGCCCGCGGGCGGCGGCGGCGAGUGCGCGUGCGCCUGCCGCCCGCCGCUCGUCAGCGUGCGCGCGCACAACGCCAGCGCGGCCGGCCUCGCCAACUGCGCCACGCCCUGCCGCGGCGCCUUCUUCACGCGCGAGGAGAAGGAGUUCGCCGCCGUGUGGGUCGCCCUCUGGAGCGGCCUCUGCGCCGUCUCCACGCUCAUGACCCUCACCACCUUCCUCAUCGACUCGCAGCGCUUUAAGUACCCCGAGCGGCCCAUAGUCUACCUCUCCGCGUGCUACUUCAUGGUGGCGCUCGGCUACCUCGCGCGGCUCGUGCUCGGCCACGACGAGAUCGCGUGCGACGGCGCCGUCAUCAAGACCUCCGCCAACGGGCCCAGCGCCUGCACGCUCGUCUUCAUCCUGGUCUACUUCUUCGGCAUGGCCUCCUCCAUCUGGUGGGUGGUGCUCUCGUUCGCGUGGUUCCUGGCGGCCGGGCUCAAGUGGGGCAACGAGGCGAUCGCCGGCCACGCGCAGUACUACCACCUGGCCGCGUGGCUGGUGCCGGCCGCCAAGACGGUGGCGGUGCUGCUGGCGGGCGCGGUGGACGGCGACCCGGUGGCCGGCAUCUGCUACGUGGGCAACUCGUCGCCGGAGAACCUCAAGAAGUACGUGCUCGCGCCCCUGAUCGUGUACUUCGCGCUGGGCGCCACCUUCCUGAUGGCCGGCUUCGUGUCGCUGUUCCGCAUCCGGUCGGUGAUCAAGCGGCAGGGCGGCAUCGGCGCCGGCUCCAAGGCGGACAAGCUGGAGAAGCUGAUGAUCCGCAUCGGCGUGUUCAGCGUGCUGUACGCGGUGCCGGCGGGCGUGGUGAUUGGCUGCCUGGCCUACGAGGCGGGCGGCCGCGGCGGCUGGCUGCGCCGCGUCGCGUGCGGCCCCUCCUGCGGGCCCAGGCCCCUCUACUCGGCGCUCAUGCUCAAGUACUUCAUGGCGCUCGCCGUGGGCAUCACCUCCGGCGUCUGGAUCUGGUCCGGCAAGACGCUCGACUCGUGGCGGCGCGUGUGGCGCGGCCCGCGCGCCCCGCACCGCGCGCUGCCCAAGGGCGGCGUG
Molecule: messenger RNA, 1617 nt
Organism: Iphiclides podalirius (scarce swallowtail)
Lineage: Eukaryota; Metazoa; Arthropoda; Insecta; Lepidoptera; Papilionidae
Source: the annotation of a GenBank genome assembly